AUGUCUAAGAGGACGACCACGCCCUCCCUGUGUGCUUGCAGGGUGGCUGAGAAGCUGACGCGCUCCCAUCGCUUGGCUCUCCACAGCCUGGCCGCUAGCCGCCUCGAGAUCAGCGUUUGGUUGAAUGAAGCGACCUUGGAUGCCGGCCGGAGCUUUUUGGGUAUAUUUAGUCGUGCCUCGGUGCGCUUGGGGUUAGGGAAGAUGCAUGCGGCGGCUGCUUCUGGCCCGGCCUGUCUGCUAUACGCCCAGCAGGGCCUCGCUGGCCGCUCUCAUCCACACAUGGUCGUGACAAUAGGCCUAGGCGACUGCAUGUGCCCCGUCUUGCUUGCAUCCAUCGCCCCGACUUAG
Molecule: messenger RNA, 348 nt
Organism: Bipolaris zeicola 26-R-13
Lineage: Eukaryota; Fungi; Ascomycota; Dothideomycetes; Pleosporales; Pleosporaceae
Exons: 1
Coding region: 1-348 (115 amino acids)
Source: RefSeq, a predicted model, not a curated record